GGCCUGGUGUUGUACUGCGCACUACGGUAUCCCCCAUCCUCUGGAAGCCGUUCAGGUAGCGUCUUUGACCCAAGAAGCCGCCGUGGAGGCGCGCGGGCGGGAUGCGAGGGAGCCUAAGGUUGAGCACCUAAACAGAAACUGCAGUUUUAGUAUGAGGAAGGGAAGAGGCAGAACCAGCCGGAUCAGAAGACGGAAACUCUUCAGAAGUUCUGAAUCAAGAGGAGUGAAUGAGAGCCACAAGCCGGCAUUUAUAGAGCUGAAGAAAUGGCUGAGAGAUAGGAAGUUUGAAGAUACAAACUUAACACCUGCUCGUUUUCCAGGUACUGGAAGAGGGCUGAUGAGCAAAACAUCCCUGCAGGAGGGACAGCUGAUUAUUUCAUUGCCUGAGAGUUGCCUGCUCACCACGGACACAGUGAUCAGAAGCUACUUAGGGGCGUACAUUGCUAAGUGGCAGCCUCCUCCGUCUCCUCUGCUGGCUCUGUGCACCUUUUUGGUUUCAGAAAAGCAUGCUGGGGACCGGUCUCCCUGGAAGCCUUACCUGGAGAUUUUACCGAAGGCCUAUACCUGCCCUGUUUGUUUGGAGCCGGAAGUGGUGAAUCUUCUUCCCAAACCAUUGAAAACAAAGGCCAGAGAGCAGAGAACCCACGUGCAGGAGUUCUUUACUUCCUCCAGAGACUUUUUCUCUUCCCUGCAGCCUCUAUUUUCUGAGACUGUUGAGAGCAUCUUUAGCUACAGUGCCCUCCUGUGGGCUUGGUGCACCGUCAACACCAGAGCUGUGUACAUGAAGCACAGGCGGAGGCACUGCUUUUCUGCAGAGCCAGACACCUACGCGCUCGCUCCAUACCUGGAUCUGCUCAAUCACAGCCCAGACGUCCAGGUAAAAGCAGCAUUUAAUGAGGAAACUCGCUGUUAUGAAAUUAGAACAGUUUCAAGUUGUAGGAAGCAUGAAGAGGUGUUCAUCUGCUAUGGCCCUCAUGAUAACCAGCGGCUGUUCCUGGAAUAUGGAUUUGUUUCCAUCCACAACCCUCAUGCUUGUGUUUAUGUCUCAGAAGAUAUACUUGUUAAAUAUCUUCCAGCAAGAGAUAAACAGAUAAAGAAAAAGAUUUCCAUUUUAAAGGAUCAUGACUUUAUAGAAAAUUUGACAUUUGGAUGGGAUGGGCCAUCUUGGAGGUUACUCACAGUUCUCAAGUUGUUAUGUCUGGAAGCUGGAGAAUUUACAUGCUGGAAAAAAGUACUUCUUGGAGAAAUGAUUUCAGAUACAAAUGAGAAGACAAGUUUGGACAUAGCUCAGAAAAUAUGCCAUUAUUUCAUAGAAGAGACUAAUGCUAUGCUUCAAAAGGUUUCUCAUAUGAAAGAUGAAGAAGUGGCUUUGAAAAACCAACUAACUUUAGUAGAAACAUUGUGGACAGAAGAGCUAAAGAUUCUCCAGGCGUCUGCUGGGAUCCUAAACGAUUUGCAAACAGCUUUUACAUAACUUCACCCAAGUGCAUUUGAUCACCUCCUAUGGUGGGUGUGACUUCUUAAAUGUUUUUCAACAUCCUUAAACAGUUUUAAACUAAGAUUCUUUUAUAUAGAAUCAUUUACAGUCAAUGAGCAAUUUCUAUUAAACUAUUAUAUACUUAA
This is a messenger RNA of Ceratotherium simum simum (southern white rhinoceros), 1623 nucleotides long. The record is from RefSeq and is a predicted model, not a curated record. Lineage: Eukaryota; Metazoa; Chordata; Mammalia; Perissodactyla; Rhinocerotidae.